CAUUCCCUCUCUCCAAUUCAUCACCUGUAGGCCGAUCUUUUUUUUUAGGUGGCAUGGACGGCAGCUAAAGCUUCGCAGCAAAAAAGCCACUCGUCCCGGCGCCCACUCCGCGAAAAUACCACCACGCCAGUGAACCCACCAGCCGCGGCUGCACCACACGCACACGCACACGCGGCCGCAGUACCCAGCAGCAGACGAGGCCGGCGGCGUCAGCGAGCGCAGAAUCACGAGAACCGGGCCUCCCGAUGGAGAACGCGCUGAGGCAGGUCUACCGGUGGGCGGUGCCCGCCGUGGGCGCCUUCGCCGUCGCCCAGGCCUCCAUCUACGACGUGCGCGGCGGCACGCGGGCCGUCAUCUUCGACCGGCUGCAGGGCGUCAAGGAGACCGUCGUCAACGAGGGCACCCACUUCCUCGUCCCCUGGCUCCAGCGCAGCAUCAUCUUCGACGUCCGCACCAAGCCCCGCAACAUCGCCACCACCACCGGCAGCAAGGACCUGCAGAUGGUCAGCCUCACCCUGCGCGUCCUCCACCGCCCCGACGUCAAGGCCCUCCCCAAGAUCUACCAGAACCUCGGCACCGACUACGACGAGCGCGUGCUGCCGUCGAUCGGCAACGAGGUGCUGAAGUCGAUCGUGGCGCAGUUCGACGCGGCGGAGCUGAUCACGCAGCGGGAGGCGGUGUCGCAGCGGAUCCGGACGGACCUGACGCGGCGGGCGGCCGAGUUCAACAUCGCGCUCGAGGACGUGUCCAUCACGCACAUGACCUUCGGCCGCGAGUUCACCAAGGCCGUCGAGCAGAAGCAGAUCGCCCAGCAGGACGCCGAGCGCGCCCGCUUCAUCGUCGAGAAGGCCGAGCAGGAGCGCCAGGCCUCCGUCAUCCGCGCCGAGGGCGAGGCCGAGAGCGCCGACACCAUCGGCCGCGCCGUCGCCAAGUCCGGCGACGGCCUCGUCCGCAUCCGCAGGAUCGAGGCCAGCCGCGAGAUCGCCCAGACCCUCGCCGCCAACCCCAACGUCUCCUACAUCCCCGGCGCCAAGCGCGGCGGCAGCGGCGGCAGCCAGCUCCUGCUCUCCGUCGGCAGGGCGUAGCCUGAGCGAGCCCGGCAGCGGUGGAAGGGAUAGGCAGAAUACCCAGGCUCUGUUUAACAAGAUACCUACCCAGGAAGGGUAGAUAUUUCACGGACAAACCGACAGACGAACAAAAGUACCGGGGUCAGGAGAAGGGGAAGAAGGCAAGGCUAUGUAUAUUUAUUGAGAGAACCCCGUACCUAGAUCCCCACUUCGAGAUGCCGCACGAUAUAUAAUCACAA
This is a messenger RNA of Durotheca rogersii, 1306 nucleotides long. RefSeq names its product band 7 family-domain-containing protein. Bases 246 to 1085 code for a protein of 279 amino acids. Gene Ontology annotation, cellular component: mitochondrion; membrane. The record is from RefSeq and is a predicted model, not a curated record. Lineage: Eukaryota; Fungi; Ascomycota; Sordariomycetes; Xylariales; Xylariaceae. Gene Ontology annotation, biological process: mitochondrion organization. The transcript has 2 exons.